Molecule: messenger RNA, 783 nt
Organism: Protopolystoma xenopodis
Lineage: Eukaryota; Metazoa; Platyhelminthes; Monogenea; Polystomatidea; Polystomatidae
Source: the annotation of a GenBank genome assembly
AUGGCGAGAAGAUGCGAAUACAAGCCACAUAGCCUGCAGACAUGCCUUCAGCUCAGCUUGUUAUUUGGCCUGUGUUUUGCUCGAAUAAAAGCGAUGAGUGACAACUACGUGGCGAAUCAUAUACCAGUCUACUCGCUUGAGCGUAGGACCAACAGGGCACUCUCGGAAGACGAUGGUGUCACCGAAGAGGCUCAGAAAUCAUUCGAACGGGGCGCUGAUAGACAAUUAAAGUCUCAAGGCGAGGUGGUGACGGGAUUUGGAAUAAGUCAGGAGGGCCUUGGCGAAGUGCCCUUAGAAGAAAUAGUACCUAAAUAUACGCCCAAGACCUACGCUAAGACAUGGAGGUGCCUAAACAUUGCUAUAGAUGCACUUCUUAGAACAUGGUCAAAAGACGGUGCCAAAAUAGCAAAACGCGUUGAAUGGGGAAAUAAUUAUGAAAGGCAGAAUGAAGAAUGGAGAAAACAUAAAGAUAAGGAAUCAGUGGAGUGCAGACUCACGCCGAAUAGUUGGCGGAAAACGAGACAGCUUGUUGAGGAACUAUUUCACCAAUGUCCCAGGGCCUGUUGGUCGUCGAGGAUGCGCGAAAGCCGAGCAAACGAAGGCAGAACGGAGGCAAAUGACCUCAAUUAUGAGCACACGAUGAGAACAACGAAGCAGCGGAGGAACGCAAGAAAAUACGUAUGGAGGAGUAAAGUUGUGAUAGCACUGCUGAGAGUGCCUUUAGUAGUAAUAGGCGUCGAGAUGCAGAUGGCUUUGGAUAAUGAUGGCUUCGCCUACAACUAA